CUAAUUCAUUACCAAAUUUAAAGAAGAAAAAAAAAAAAAAAAAAUUGAACCUUUACGUUUUGCUUUCGUCUUUCUCCACAACAAUGGAGUUUGCUUUAGCGACUUCGAGUUUUCUGGGUACUCAAGUGAUUCCAGCGACUCUGUUCUGCAAACGAGUUCGAGCUGUGUCUCUCACUGUGACAGCGAGUGGCAGUUACAAUCGAAGUAGAAACGAUAAGGUUUACACGAGGCUUGACACUUGUUUAGUCAUCCCUCCUCCUCCUAGAUUCAAGAAACCUCGUGCCAUUGUUAAAUUCUUGGGAGGUGCCUUCGUCGGUGCUGUUCCUGAACUCACUUACAGUUACCUCAAGGAGUUACUGGCAAAGGAAGGGUUUUUAAUAGUAUCAGUGCCGUACAAUGUUACAUUUGAUCAUGAACAAGCUGCUAAGCAGGUUUAUGAGAGGUUCAAUUCAUGUUUGGACAAGAUUGUCUCAUCAGGAAUUCCAAAUGCAAAUUUCAAGGCUGAAGAUUUAGCUGACCUUCCUCUUUUCUCAGUUGGUCACAGUAAUGGUGCACUGCUACAAGUUUUGACCGGAAGUUAUUUUUCUGAGAAGAUACCAAAGGUUAAUGCUAUCAUUUCAUUUAACAACAAAUCAGCGACAGAGGCAGUUCCGUAUUUUGAGCAGCUUGGUCCUCUUAUUCAGCAGAUGAUGCCAGUCGUGGAAGCUUCUCCAGUAUAUGAAAUGGCUCGAAAUGCUUCAGGUGAUGUGUUGAAACUUUUACUUGAUACUGCUGGGACAACGAUUCUAAAUAACGAUCAAGAAGCUCUGAAGUCAUUUACUAAUUUGGUGGAUCAAUUGCCCUCAGUAUUUGGUGAGGUUGGACAAGGGGUGUCGGAAUUUCGGCCGUCACCACUUGAGAAUCGCAAUCGCUUCAAGUGCUCAUACAGUGUUCCACACACUUUACUGGUACAAUUCAACUCCGAUGCAAUCGAUGAGACUGAUUUGCUUGAAGAAACCCUUAGGCCUAGGAUAGAAUCUAUCGGCGGUACACUUGAAAAAGUCCGGCUUAGUGGAAACCAUCUGACACCUUGCAUACAGGACCCAAAGUGGCAGAUUGGGUCUGUUUACACACCAGCAGACGCUGUGGCUCAGGCGCUAAAGACGAUUCCUCUUAGCGAAACUCGAGUUCUUUCGAGAACUAUCGCCGACUGGUUUAGACAGUUUGAGAAUUGACCUGUCUCAUGUAUUGAACGAAGCAAUACAUGAACAAGACCAGCCUUUGAUCAUCUUCCGAACAUACAUCCUUGUCUGAACCAAAAAAUAAUAUCUAGAAUAUGUGUAUAGACAUGUAUAUACAGUACAUUGGGGAAGCAUAACAAAGAUUUUCAUUGUUAAUCACUUUCAAUGCAAUUAGCUACAUAUUAUAAUUUUCUUGUAGAUAUUGACAAA
This is a messenger RNA of Capsella rubella, 1430 nucleotides long. RefSeq lists its product as uncharacterized. The coding region runs from base 84 to 1214 and encodes 376 amino acids. The record is from RefSeq and is a predicted model, not a curated record. The transcript has 9 exons. NCBI's taxonomy places the organism in Eukaryota, Viridiplantae, Streptophyta, Magnoliopsida, Brassicales, Brassicaceae.